Molecule: messenger RNA, 1782 nt
Organism: Epinephelus fuscoguttatus (brown-marbled grouper)
Lineage: Eukaryota; Metazoa; Chordata; Actinopteri; Perciformes; Serranidae
Gene: mad2l2
Product: mitotic arrest deficient 2 like 2
Exons: 8
Coding region: 308-940 (210 amino acids)
Cellular component (GO): zeta DNA polymerase complex
Source: RefSeq, a predicted model, not a curated record
UGGUAUGCGCGACCAAGCUUUGAAUCGGCUUCGGUAACGGAGGGAAAACCGUCUUUCGGGUCGUCAAAUUAUGUUCUCGGCUCGUUUUAAUAGUAUGCCUCUGUAUGUUUUGGAUUCUCCCCUAAAUAUUUACAGAAACUGACAUUUUACUUCCCCCGCUGGCUGUCAUCGUCAAGCCAGGCAGCUUCAAAAGGAUAUUAAAAACUGCCUCAAGAUAAUGCACGCCUGACAGACUGCCGCUUUGCUAACGUUAGCUAGCUAGAAAAUUAGCUAUUUGAUUCAUUUGACAGGCGAAAAGCUAGAAAACAUGACAACUCUAACAAGGCAAGACCUCAAUUUUGGACAAGUGGUUGCUGACAUCCUGUGUGAGUUCCUGGAGGUCGCUAUUCAUCUCAUCCUGUAUGUCCGUGAAGUUUAUCCCUCGGGAAUAUUUCAGAAGAGAAAGAAAUACAAUGUACCUGUGCAGAUGUCAUGUCACCCAGAGCUGAAUCAGUACAUCCAAGACACACUUCACUGUGUAAAGCCACUUAUUGAGAAGAAUGAUGCAGAGAAAGUGGUGGUGGUCAUCAUGGACAAAGAGCAUCAUCCAGUAGAGCGAUUUGUAUUUGAGAUUUCCCAACCUCCACUGCUGUCUAUCAGCUCAGACACAUUACUGUCACAUGUGGAGCAGCUGCUGAGGGCGUUCAUCCUGAAGAUCAGCGUGUGUGAUGCUGUUUUGAAUAAUAACCCACCAGGGUGUUCAUUUACAGUCCUGGUACAUACUCGAGACGCUGCUACACGCAACAUGGAGAAGGUUCAAGUCAUCAAGGAUUUUCCAUGGAUAGUGGCUGACGAGCAGGAGGUCCACAUGCAGGAGCCUCGACUCAUCCCGCUGAAGACCAUGACGUCUGACAUUGUAAAAAUGCAGCUCUACGUGGAGGAGAGAGCCCAGAAAACAUAGGUGCACGCAAUAUUGAAUCAUGAGCAAAGUGUAUAACAGCUUCUCAGAGCUGGAACUGUCAAAAAGAAACAUGAGUUUCUAUUGAACACACGGGAACAUCAAGAAAGAGAUGUGAGGUGUGUACAUUAUGCUGCAGUUGGUGUUAAAGGUUGGACAUGGACAUUUCAUUAAGAAUCACAUCUUGCCCAGACGACUUGCUGUCGGCCCGUGUUCUCAUCACAUGCCGUACACAUGCAUCAAUAUGAUUUUUUUAUUGACAUGUAUUGUGAUUAAUUACUUUCUAUGCAGAUCUUCAGUGUAACAUUAGGAUCCAAAUAUAGCUGUUGCGCUGUAACAAUAAAAUUCCAGGGAAAACGAAUAUAACAAUACCGGUUAUUGACUCAAAUAUCUACCACCAGCAUCUUCAGCAAACUGGUUUCACUGUAACCCUUUCUUAGCUGUGUUGUAUCUGUACUGUAAAAAAUAUCCACUGUUUAACCUUGUGUGGAAAUUGUUUUGCUAAUGCUCCCCCCCCUCGAGGCGGUCUUUUCACCUCCACAGGCAGGUCAGAGGUGAGAUCUUGCUGUUUUUCGCCCACUGUAAUGUCACACUGAGUCAUAGCAGGUCUGUGCAUGGUGUCUGUUAUAUUAUUGGUCAGGGAUGCAGUGUGAGUGUUCAGAAUGAGUUCCUGUGAGUGAGAGGGAUCUUUGUGUGUUUUCUCAUGCAACCAGUGGUAAUGAUCACCUCCAUACAUAUGUGACAAGUACAAAGUUUUGAUGUUGUGACAAAGAAACAGUUUGUACUGCUGAUAGUGUGAUUUUAAUAUGUCAAAAACUAUUAAAUUGUAUUAAAAUGUUUUUAAA